Elephantulus edwardii (Cape elephant shrew) is the source of this 891-nucleotide messenger RNA. RefSeq names its product CD160 molecule (gene CD160). Bases 1 to 891 code for a protein of 296 amino acids. NCBI's taxonomy places the organism in Eukaryota, Metazoa, Chordata, Mammalia, Macroscelidea, Macroscelididae. The record is from RefSeq and is a predicted model, not a curated record. Gene Ontology annotation, cellular component: plasma membrane. Gene Ontology annotation, molecular function: transmembrane signaling receptor activity. The transcript is spliced from 4 exons. Gene Ontology annotation, biological process: regulation of adaptive immune response.
AUGUCCCUGACAGCAACUGCCUCUACUAUAUUUCGGAUUACGAACUUCUUAAUUGCCUUGUCUUUGGGCACGCACCGGGCGCAGUUCGUGCAGCGAAUAGGCUGCACGUGGCCGCGGCCCUUUUUGGCACGACCAUUGUUUCUCCUUUUCUUCGUAACUCAGCAGCAGUACUCAAAGAGAAUGAAUUCUAAGAAGCAACUUGAGAGUGAAGUCAGAAACACCAACAGAGCCAGCAUUUGCUUCACGUUCCUGGGGCUGCUGACAAUGUGCAAGAUAUGGAUGGCACUUGGCAGAGGCUGCUUUGCCCUGGUCAUGCUGCUGGCAAUUGUGGACAUUCUGCCUGCUGAUGAGGACAGACACCUCCCUCCCCUGAGAAUUCAGGGAUGCAAACGCAUUUCAAGUUCAACUUCCCAGAAAGGAAAGCAACUAAAUUUAACCUGCACUGUGUGGCUUAAGAAUGAAGAGGCUGAGGGGACUACAGUGAUAUUGUGCAAAGUCAGAAAGGGGACCAUCUGCACCCCUAAGUUCAGCUUGAAGCAGCUGAAAAUUAAACCAGAUCUUGGAACAGAUGGUAUCAGUGAGAGAUCAUUUGAUUUGGUGUUCACUAUAAAUGAAGUCACAAUGUUGAACAACGGGACCUAUCAGUGUGCUGCCACAAGUCAGAAUCCAGAAAGCCAUCUUCUGGACCACUUUUUCUUCAUUUUAGUCUCAGAAACAGGAAACUACACUGUGCAGGGACUGAAACAAAGACAACACUCUGAGCACAGCCACAGUAAAAGCAUUCUCAAUUCAGGUUUCUGGCAAGAAAAGACCUGGGAGAUGCUGGCAGCCAGCCUGGUGAUCGUUCAAGGUAUGUCAAAAAGGACCUUCAGCAAGCAUCCCAAGAAAUGA